Molecule: messenger RNA, 1806 nt
Organism: Bipolaris victoriae FI3
Lineage: Eukaryota; Fungi; Ascomycota; Dothideomycetes; Pleosporales; Pleosporaceae
Exons: 4
Coding region: 1-1806 (601 amino acids)
Biological process (GO): positive regulation of transcription by RNA polymerase II
Cellular component (GO): nucleus
Molecular function (GO): transcription cis-regulatory region binding; zinc ion binding; DNA-binding transcription factor activity, RNA polymerase II-specific
Source: RefSeq, a predicted model, not a curated record
AUGCCAGCAUCCUCUACAGGCCCUCCUAAGCCUCGAAAACCCCGCCCUUCAAGAGCGCGAGGUCUACGCACAACAACCGGUUGUCUUACGUGUAGACGGAGAAGGGUCAAAUGUGACGAACUCAGGCCUCGCUGUGCAACAUGCACAAAGUCAGACCGAGAAUGCGUCUACUCAUCCUCAAAGGAUGUGUUGGCAGACACAGCAAGCACCGUGUCAGGCUCGGUGCAGUCCACGUCGCCUGCACAUGAAGACGCCUCUUCGUCUGCUGCCUUUUCACCUGCCUCCACAGCCUUUUCACCGGGUUCAGCUGCCUCUGCUAGAAGACCCCUUCCUCGGGAAAUCGAUCCCCAGGUUUGGCAAGCCUCACCUGAACUCUUGUUUGAGUCUCCUUCCACUGUCAUCAAUUCUCUGCCAUCGCCCAAUUCCGCCCCACUAGCUUACUACGACUUGCUUGCCGAAGAUGCCAUGAACAAUAUUGACAAGUAUAAUCUGAAUCUCGACCUCGAGAGGACUGCCAUGUCGCGAGCUCAGAGCCCCGAAGCAGCAACGCCGAAUGUAGAUCCUCAGCUAGGCCAACAGGACCAAACAGCCGAAUCUGACUCUCAGAUGCAAGAGCAAUGGAACUCGACCGAAGUUAUACCCGUUACAGACGAUGAGCUUGUUCUUUUCAGACACUACGUCAAUGUCAUUGGACCCAUCCUGGAUCUGAGUGACCCUUCCAAGCAAUUCACCACGGUUGUACCCGCCCUAGCCGUUCACAAUGUGGGUUUGCUAAAGUCCCUGCUUGCUGUAGCCGCGCGUCACAUGGCGCUCUUGAGCGAGCCGCAACUUCACCAACUCAGCCUCCAAGACCAUGCACCGAACCCCGAAAGCACCAGUGCCAAUUUACGAAACCCGUUACUUCAAGUCGCAACACAGUAUUACUACGAAACGCUGCAUUAUCUCUCCAAGAACCUCUUCUACCCUUCAUACUCGAAAUCGAGGGAAAUCAUCUCGACCUCCAUCCUCAUCAGCACAUAUGAGAUGUGGGACUCUGAGGGCCAAUACAGCAACGGUGCAUGGGAAAGGCAUCUUCGUGGCAUAUUUUGGAUUCAAAGGAGUCAAAACAACAAUGGAGAAUGCAGGGAUCCGCUGCGAAGGGCUGCUUGGUGGCAGUGGCUACGUCAAGAUUCGUGGGUUGCUUUUCGUGAAGGGCGACGGGUUCUGACUAUAUGGAGGCCUACCAAGCGUUUGAUGGACCUGAACCCCGACGAAUUAGCUCUGCGUAUCGUGUAUAUUUGCGGAAGGUGUAUAGACUUUGCUGCGACUGAGAAAAAGUAUGACAUAAAUACGCGCAUUGAGCAAGCCGGAAAGCUCCUCCAAGCGCUUGAAGAUUGGCAUAAAGCGCUUCCUUCUUCGUUCCAACCCAUCUAUCGAGGGCCCCCACUUAGACCAGGUGAAUCAUUCACACCCAUCUGGAUCCACCCUCCUUCGUUUGCGGCUGCCAUUCAGAGCUUUCACGUGGGACGGAUCCUGGUUCUCAUCAACCAGCCAUCGAUAGGAGGUAUCGAUGAGUUUAGAGUUCGACAACGAGCCUUGGAUGAGAGUGUCGAAGUGAUAUGCGGUAUUGCGUUGUCCCAUCAAUCAAAAGAUAUGUCCAGUGCCAUGUGCAAUAUCCAGGCCAUUUACACCGCUGGUCUAAGCGUACAGGACCCAGUCAAGCAGACGGCGAUCAUGCAUCUUUUGGAGCAGACUCUUGACAUUACAAGAUUCCCGCCAAAAACAUUACUCGCGGACCUUGCCAAAUACUGGAGUACUGAAUCAUGA